AUGAAGUUUAACAAUUAUUCCUCGAGGACCAAGGCAGAGCUUGAACAAAGGCUUUUGUUUUUAGCAUGGAACAGUAAUAUUAAUGGCUUGAAACAUAUCGUGAAGAGCGAAAGUAUUUUAGUCAAAUGGUUAUGGGUGGCGGUGGUGCUGGCGUCAGCGGGCUGCAUGGCCGUGCUGCUGACGCCGGCGGCGCGCGACGGCGCCGCGCUCAGCUACAACCCCGACACGCGCUACCUGCUCUGGACCACUACUUUCCCGGCUGUCACCGUGUGUGAGACGUUCUAUGCUACCAGGGCACAGAGGAAGUUCGAGGCUAACGCCCAGUUUGGUCCCAUGAUGAAAAAUUUAUCGUACAACUAUCGGCGCUAUUUGACGAACUUGCUGUACGGAAUAGGAUCCUGUACAAAGGAGGUUUGCAUACCUUGCGGCUCCACGGUGCCGUGCGACUUGCCGUGGAGACAAAUCAUGGACAACAUCUACACGAGCUGCCCGGAGCUGCUGAGCGAGUGCGAGUUCAACGGCGCCGCGUUCCCGUGCUGCGCGCGCUUCCGCCGCGUCGACGCCGAGCACGGCCGCUGCUACUCCUUCAACACACUGCAGCACAGGAAUUCUACACAAGAAUCACUUUUGACAGUAAACAGGACUACUGGACCUGGUUUAUUAUCCUUUCGUGUUCAUCACGAUACUGAGAUAUCCGUUCACAGUCCAGAGGAGUUGUCAACAAACAACUUGGAUAACAAGUUCAAGUUUGCCGUGAAAACUCUUGAAGCGAACUGGGCCGAGUUCCUUUUCUCGCUGGUGGAGAUGGCGACCGAUCCUUUGCUGAAGUUCGAGGACACACUCGUGCGCGGCUGCCGCUAUCUGGAGGACGUGCCAGCGUCGCUCUUCACUUACCCCGUAUACUCUUACGGAGCGUGCAAACUGGCUGAGAGCACCAAACACUCGUUUAGCGAGUGCGGCUGCGUGCACCCAGUGCGAGACCUGGCUUAUAAAGAAAAAUACUGCAAUUAUACGGGGCUCAACUGUUUAGUUAGCUAUGAUGCAAACAAGAACAAGUUGGGUAUCGAGCAGAAAAAAGACGACGUAACUUGCCUACCAUCCUGCGAUGAGAGUGAGCUGACAACCAUACAUAUUGGCAAGAAACGGGUAACCGAUGACAACAAAGAGGGAGCCACGGUCAACGUCAGGAUGUCGGCCCUGCCGCACCUGCGCUACGAGCGGCACCUGGUGCGCUCCAACCUGGACCUAGUCGUAUCCUUGGGAGGUGUCAUAGGAUUGUUUUUUGGAGCUUCUAUACUAAGUUUGGUGGAAUUAUUAUACCUUAUCACUCGCAAACCAUAAAUAACAUUGUAUGUACUUAUUUAUAACUCUGAAUAAAU
Leguminivora glycinivorella is the source of this 1379-nucleotide messenger RNA. RefSeq names its product sodium channel protein Nach-like. The transcript has 11 exons. Bases 1 to 1341 code for a protein of 446 amino acids. Gene Ontology annotation, molecular function: ligand-gated sodium channel activity. NCBI's taxonomy places the organism in Eukaryota, Metazoa, Arthropoda, Insecta, Lepidoptera, Tortricidae. Gene Ontology annotation, cellular component: membrane. The record is from RefSeq and is a predicted model, not a curated record. Gene Ontology annotation, biological process: sodium ion transmembrane transport.